GAGCUGCACGAGCAGCGCGAGCAGCAGGAGCCGCAGGAACAGAAGGAACAGCACGAGCUUCACGAGCUGCAGGAGCCGCAUGAGCGGCGAGAGCAGGAUGUGCAGCAGGAGCAGCAAGAGCAGCACGAGCAGCAGGAGCAAGUGCAUGAGCAGACAGAAGAGCAGGAGCAGCAAGAGCAGCAGGAACAGAAUUACGAACAGGAAGAGGAGCAAGAGGAGAAAGAGAAGCUGGGGCAGGGAGAGAAGCUGGAGCAGCAGCAGGAUGACGCAACUGUGGCAGCCCCACAAGAAUGGCAGCAGCAGCAGCAGUAG
Eimeria tenella is the source of this 312-nucleotide messenger RNA. RefSeq lists its product as uncharacterized. The record is from RefSeq and is a predicted model, not a curated record. The transcript has a single exon. NCBI's taxonomy places the organism in Eukaryota, Apicomplexa, Conoidasida, Eucoccidiorida, Eimeriidae. The annotation marks the transcript as partial.